Pyricularia grisea is the source of this 306-nucleotide messenger RNA. RefSeq lists its product as uncharacterized. Bases 1 to 306 code for a protein of 101 amino acids. The transcript has a single exon. The record is from RefSeq and is a predicted model, not a curated record. NCBI's taxonomy places the organism in Eukaryota, Fungi, Ascomycota, Sordariomycetes, Magnaporthales, Pyriculariaceae.
AUGCAGCUUUCAUUCUCUGCAAUUGUCAUUCUUUUGGCCUUCGGUGUCAAGUAUGCAUCGGCCGGCAAGCACCACGACCUAGUUUGCGUCCGGGCCGAACCUGGAAACAGGAGUGAAGUCGCCACAGAAGCCACAGGUUGUGCCUGCAACUUCCUGAAAAGUAAGGGAGAAUGUUCCGACUGCACUAUAUAUGAGGAAACCUGCCAUUCGGAUGCCAAGCUGCUAGACGGCGACAAGUUUAAAAGAGCAUGCACAGAUCAAUGCACGAACUAUCUAGCUACUGGGUCUUCUGCACCCCCUGUCUGA